CCCGGCGAUUGGGCGGCGCCCGUCGGCCCAGGGAAGAAGGUGUACGGCGGUUGGGCCGGGUCAGGAAGGGCAGGUUUUAAAGGAGCCGGAGGUGGGAGCAGUCAGAGAACCGGGAUCUGCGGGAGGCGGCGGGAUCUGGCAAGGCUGAAAGUCCGAUAGUGGGAACUGUUGGGAAGAAGUUGAAAAACUUGCGAGGUUGAAAGCUCUUGAAUCGGUCUGAGGGGAAGAAAAUAGUUGCAAUUCGCUGGAGAGGAGGAAAGUCACUGAGGGAAGCUAUUUCAAAGAACAUCCUCCUCCUACCCCCAUGAAGGAAGUUUUUGAGGGAACUUAGGAGAAGGUGCAGGAUCAGAGGCACAAAUUUUAUGGUACAAAGACUUGUAAUUGAUGGAGAGGGACAUUUUUCUUUUUUAAAAGAGAUGGUUGGGCGGGCUCCCCCAAGGAUUGGGUGGGAGAAUCUUUGAGUGUAUAUAUUAAGACUUCUGUAAGGGUCCAAGCAGUUGUGAAAAGAGUAAUUCCUCUGAGGAGACAGGUACAUCUUUUAAAGGUUCCCAGGGAGGAAAAGAUUCUAGGAGAAUGCCUGAGGAAUUAGCCUGUAGGCUGCAAUCCGUAAUGGACUCCUUCAAGGAGAUGGGUAUAGUAUUCUGGGAGUGAAAGGAUUCUCCAGGAAAGAUUAAAGGUAUUCUUCAAUGCCUAGCAAAGAGGGUGCCAUGUUGGGGACAGCCCUAGAAGAUGGGCUGACCCUUACUCCCCUCCCCCACCCCAGGCUGCAGCCAGGGGUUAAACCUGGGACCCUUCAGGGACUCCCUGAAGCUAUCGCUAUCCCUAUGGACUUGCCCCAAGAUUCCAGUCAGCCUUCCCUCAACCGGGAACCACUGGUCAGAGCACCAUGGGAAGCAAGAACUCGCAAGAGGCCAAAGCUGCAGCAGCAGCUUGGAGAACCCAAGCUGAGCCAGAGGGUGGCAGGGACUCCAUCACCCCUGGAGAAGGCUUCUCAGCGGGUCCUCACAGUGGUGCUGGAGGAUGUCAUUGCUACCAGAAUGUCCCAAGAGAUUCUUCCUGAAAUGCCCUCAACCACACCACGACGGAGCAGUAGACUAGAAUCCAACCGCUCCCAGCCUUCUAUCUCCCCACUUGACCAGUCUUCUUGGAGCCCUCAGUCAAGACCUCCUGACUGGUCUACCCUAUGCCGGCAGCCACUGACUCGAGCUCCAAAACGUACUGGAGUCCAGAGGAGGAGGCCACUACAACUGGGAACAUCCAGGCGGGGGGCUGAGGAGAACCCUCCAGACCAAGAUAAAACCUCCCAGCCAGCCCUGCUUGUGAUGUUGGAGGACAUUAAGGAUCCUCAGUCUCCAGUGAAGGCCCAGGAGAGGCUGGGCUUCAACAAUGAGACUGAAGACCCAGGGAUCUCAGCAUGCAGAGUUGAUCAUAUGACAGCUAUUCACCAAUCAAUGCCUUCUUCCAUGGAUUUGGAUUCAGUGUUUCGGCAGGCUUCUCCUGUGGAUCAUUCUGAUUGCAUUUUGCCAGGCUCAGACCCAGAGAGCCCAUCUCCCCCACCCUCCAGCCUCUUGCGGCCACGCCUAAGCCCUUGGGGCCUGGCACCCCUCUUCCGCUCAGUCCGCUCUAAGCUAGAAAGCUUUGCUGACAUCUUCCUCACCCCAACCAAGACCCCCCAGGCCCCACCCACAAUCCCCACAUCCCCAGCCUCACCUAUGAAGCUGGAACUGAAGAUUGCCAUCUCUGAAGCCCCGGAGUCUGGGAGAGUCCGGGUAGAGGAGGGGGAGGGGCCUGUAAGCCCCCGUCCCCCCAUCCGUCAGUGGAGGGCUCAGGGCCCUGGCCUCCCUGCUACUCCUAGGCCUUCUUUGGGUCGAAGCCACUCCUGCCCGGACCUGGGACCUCCUGGGGAAGGGGGAUGUGCAUGGUCAGCCUUCUCUCCACAUCCAAAUAGGCCUAGACCCAGAAGGCAUACAGUUGGGGGUGGGGAGCUGGCUCGGGCCCCACCACCUUCUCGACCUUGCCUUCGAAAAGAGGUUUUUCCCUUGGGAGGGUCAGGCGUAUCCCCAAACAUUGUUGCCACCUGCUCUCCUGCUGCUUCUUCUUCCUCUUUCUCGGACCUGCCAGAAUCCAGGAUUUGUUCCCCACAAGGCGGGGAGCAACGCCGUCCUGAACACAUGGUGCUGUCAGACUCUGAGACCAAGGCAGUAGGAAAAGUCUCCUGCUUUAGGAUCCGAAGGACACCCUCUAGGACUCAGCCCAACCUCACUCCAAUGGGGCUGCCUCGGCCAAUCAGGUUGAAUAAGAAGGAGUUCAGCCUAGAGGAAAUUUACACCAAUAAGAAUUAUCGGUCCCCUACAGCCAAACGGUCCUUUGAGACUAUCUUUGAAGAACCACGAGAGAGAAAUGGAACCCUGGUCUUCACAAGUUCCCGGAAACUUCGUCGAGCAGUGGAAUUCCGAGAUUGCAGCCUCCCCCGGCACCGAAGACCUUCCAGGGCAGGUCGACCUACCCCAGGCCGAGUCCCUACCCCUGACCUGGGACCUUUGCUGCAGCAGAGACUGGAAGAACUAGAUGCUCUGCUAUUGCAAGAGGAAGAGGAGCCAGGCAAGGACUAGGAGCUUUAGUUUUUAUGUCCAGAAUCUCGUCCGUCCAGCCUUGGAUAAUGGACCUUGCCCUUGGGAGGAAGGGUCCUGGAAAGGGGUGUUCAGCCAGGAGGCUGUUUUUCUCCUUAAUUUCUAGUAAAGUUUUUCAUAUGA
Monodelphis domestica (gray short-tailed opossum) is the source of this 2753-nucleotide messenger RNA. The record is from RefSeq and is a predicted model, not a curated record. Lineage: Eukaryota; Metazoa; Chordata; Mammalia; Didelphimorphia; Didelphidae.